This is a messenger RNA of Saprolegnia diclina VS20, 2149 nucleotides long. RefSeq lists its product as hypothetical. NCBI's taxonomy places the organism in Eukaryota, Oomycota, Saprolegniomycetes, Saprolegniales, Saprolegniaceae. The coding region runs from base 32 to 2005 and encodes 657 amino acids. The record is from RefSeq and is a predicted model, not a curated record. The transcript has a single exon.
CGAGGUAUUGCCAUUUAGAAAGGACGGCAGCAUGGUCGCGUCGUCGAGCAGCAGCAUCGUCUCGCACCGCUUCUCGGGCUUUGGCCUCUCGGGUCUCCUCACGGGCGGGCACCACCAUAGCCACGCAACACCGUCCGGUACGCAGAAGAAGAGCGCGGGCGCCAAGCGUGUCUGGCUCCGCAUCGCCUCCAACCUUGUCGCGGCCAGCGUCCUCUUGUUGUCGCUGAUUACGAUGCUCGUGCUGCUCGUCCAAGGUAUGUUUGACCGGCGCGUGGUCCAGUUCAACUACCAGACCGAUGCCAACUACUGGCGGCCGUUCGAGCAGUCGUGUCUCGUAAAUGCGCAAGGGUUUGUGCCCCACUCGUGCACAGACGACGAGCGCGCCGUGCUCAACACGGACGACGCGUGGUCGGCGCUCGGCCUUCAACUGGCGCGGACGCUCCAAGUGCCUUCACAAGACGUGUACUUUGUCACGACGUGUCUCGUUGGGUGCUUGGACGAGACGCAAUCCGCCGAGCUGCACUUGCUCGUCGGCCGCAGCUCGUACCCAGCGUGCAAGCCAACGCAGCAGCAGUCGGUGCUCGGUAUGGUCAUGGUCGAAGCCGCGGUUGUCGACAGUAUCUUCCCGGACGGCGCCUUCUUGGCGACCAUCUUUGCCGACGUCGCAGCGAGCGAGAGUGUGCCGUAUAUCAACAGCGACGGCACCGCCAACGUCGUGCUUACCAACCCGACCCGUGUCCUUGUCGGGCUGGACGGCGCGACGCAGACGUCCCCCGAUGGCCUCAACUCGAUCAUCUUUUCGUAUCCGCUCGGGUCCCGGUACUUUGUCGAGUCGCACUGCGUCUCGCAAAUCAUCGACAUUUCGCAGCUGGUGCGCAACCAAGUGGGCUACAGCGUCGGUGAAACUUCGGGCAAGGCCAUCGUACCCGGCUGGGUCUGCGGCCACAACGUCUCGAACGCGGCGGAGCUCCUCUGGUUGCAGUCGGCGACAGCGAUCGCGUCGUUUGGCGGGAUCGCCGCCGAUCUGUACAUCACAAGCAAGGGCCUUCGCGGGCUACUCCGCCACAAGCCUGUGCUGACGUAUGACAUCCUCUCGAGCCUCGAGCGACGCAAGCUGCUGCUGCUGCUCAUCGUGCUCUCGGGCGCCCCGUCGCUCUUGUACGUUGACGUGGCGCGUAUCUACUAUGGCACCGACAAUGGCGGCCGAAUCUGGCUGCUCUCGAUCCUCUCGCUCGGUAUCUUUUUCGCGUUUGGCGCCUACUUGCUGGUCGUUCUUCUGCAGUUCCUGCCGAGUCCCCGACGCCUUCUUCGCCAUCGCAUCCUUCCCGUCUCCACGAGCGUGUUCAUCUACGCUUCGAUUCCUGCGAUUAUCCUCAACAUCCACGGGUCGCACGAGCUCCUGAGCAACACCUUUUAUGACGUGCCAGGUGUCUUGCUCAUGCACAUUGGAGGCAACGACUGCGCCUGCGGAGCGUACGACACGACCGGUGUCGAGACCGCGACGGCAUACCUCUUUGGCUUUAUUGUCUGGGCGGUCGGCGGUUGCGCCGUCGCCAGCGUCGUCUACGCGGUGCUGGCCACGUAUCUUCGCAGCCAGAUCUGGUGUCUCCGCACCGAGUGGGCCAAGGAGAAUGCAUUCAUGCGCGCCUGCGGUCUCCCGCACUGGUGCUCGGGCCUCCCGCUGGACGAGGCCGACGCGAUUCGCAUUGGGAGCCGGCUCUUUUGCAAGCCCAGUAUGCAGGCGCGCAUGGGCUUUGGGACGCUGCUGCUGACGGCGCCGCACGCACGCAAGGUCCUCGCCCAAGACACCACGAGCGCCGACGAGCCCACGUACGUGCUCGUGAGCAUCUACGCGCUCUUGCCGUCGCUCCUGCCACCGUCGCUUCGGCAGAUAUCGCCGCGGAUCUUUGGUGAGAUCAAGAAGAAUACGUUGAGCCCGCCAGCCACGCGCCGCUUGCGACGCAGCACGCGGUACGAGCAGAGCGAUGGCACGUGCGUAGGGUGAGCCAUCGCGAUGCUCGUCACCAACGUAUCAAUGGCCUCUGCGCUACGUCUUGACCGCGUUGGCAGAGUCUAGUCGUUGCUAAUUUAAGGUGCAAGCAUCGAAUGUCACAGAAGUAAAUGACAAUAUUGCGCCGACAUGGUCGAC